Molecule: messenger RNA, 1859 nt
Organism: Syzygium oleosum
Lineage: Eukaryota; Viridiplantae; Streptophyta; Magnoliopsida; Myrtales; Myrtaceae
Exons: 5
Coding region: 196-1455 (419 amino acids)
Source: RefSeq, a predicted model, not a curated record
UUGGAGAAAUCGUGAGGUCUGGUCCGAAGAUGGGUAAGUCUGUGGUGCUCCGACGGAAGGAGCCAAAACGGAGGGAGGGAUUUGGUUGUCGGAAAACUCCGAAUUUCUGAGCCGAAUCUCUCUCUCCGUCUCUCCUCCACCUCUCCUCCUCCUCCUCCUUCUCCUUCUUCUGCUCUCUCUAUAGUCGGUGCGGCGAUGGCCGAGCUCUGCUUCAUGGCGUCGCAUGGUUAUCCUCCGGGGCUCGUUCUUAGUCAGGAACAGGGCGCGAGCCGAGUCAUCAAGGAUCUUCAGCCAUUUUUGCCUGGUGCUGGGACUAGACAAGACAUUAUAAGAUUGGGAUCCAUGACCCUCAGUCCUAAUCAAUUGAAGGAGGCAGUGGAACCCCUAAAUGGACUGUUUGCAGCGAAGCAGAUUGAUUCUGCGGAGAAAGAUCCCGUGAUUCUAGAUUUGCUAGAUGUUCACUCAGCUACUGUGCCCCUAGGCACUGGAAUGGCCAAACAAUCCACCAUGCAGAGAGAAGUAUUUGAGUUUAGCAUGUCUGGAUUGAGUUGUGCAGAAAAGGCUGGACUAGAUAUGUCUCUACGAUCUGAUUUAACGGGUCUUCAAUCAGUGGAAACUGACAUGCAUCGCCUGCCCAUCAUUCCUUCUCUCGUCUACCCUAACUUUCAAUUUUCCACUCAGAACACUCUCUCAGAUUUCAUGGGAGAUUUGGUUCGAAAUUCAAAAAUAACCAUUGACUCCGAUGGUAGAGUCUUGAUCGCUGAUAGUGGGACUGAGAUGAAGGAUCUCCUCUCAAUUGUAGCGGAGUUUUACCUAUCAAGGAACUUAACUCAAGGGAGAAAGCUUUCGAUGCCAGUUCCUUACUUCAGUAGAAAAAUCUUUGAGAAACCAAGGACCAACAUCCAUGGGUCUUCCUUGAAGCUUGAAGCUAAUGCAGUUGCUCCUGUAAAAAGUCCUGAAAAGAACAAGCUCAAGCAAUUAUCAAGGAAAAAGAGCAGCAGAAAAGUGAGUAGAGAGAGAGAUCUGUUCAAAAGAAAUUACUUCCAUGCGUGCGAAAGCCUGCUAUCCAUCCUGGUGGACAAGAGACGGCAGGGGAAAACUGCAGUUCUUUCACUCAAGAAAGCUGGACCGGAACUUCCUGAGCUCCUGAACCAGUUCUCUGCAGGCAUUGCUGGUACGGGCAUUGCUGUUCUCUUUUCUAUUAUCUGUAAGGUGGCCUGUGGACGUGUUCCUUUAUGUGCAUCCAAACUCCUAAGCACCGGGUUUGGGUUUGGAUUGGUUUGGUUGUCCUGUUCGGUGAAUAGACUGAGGGACACGGUUGUUUACAUCGGCAAAAAUACUGGAAAAUUGAGCUCGAAUGAAGAUGAGAUGGUGAAGAAAGUAGAUAAAAGUGUGCAUGAGAUUUACUUCAGGGCUGCCACUCUAAUGGCUGUGGCUAUGCUGAGGUUUGUGUGAGCAAUGGGUUUAUCACUUCCAUGGAGGGAGGGUGGUUUGAGAGCAUCUGGGAUGCAGUCAAAAGUUGUGAUUAGUGAUCGAACCUGUAAAUGGUGUAAUUAUCUUGGGUAACCAAUACCAUAAGUCUGUCUGGAGGGAAGGAAUUUUGCUGAAUUCUAAGUGAUUGGGCUCAAGUGAUUACAUGGUAGAAAAUCCAAAGCAGUCAGUUCCAACAUGAUCUUGAGCUCGUCGUAAAAUGGUGUCGUAACCAAGAUGUCAUAAAUUAGCUUGUGCAUUAGCCAAGCUGAGUUUUGCAUGGCUAGAUACUUUGUGUUUAAUAUAGUUCUCUGUAUGGUAAUCUUUUCAUUUGAUACCAGAGUAUAUUGGAUUUUGUGAUUUUCUAAUCUAAUUCCAUCUUGAUCUGC